Molecule: messenger RNA, 2404 nt
Organism: Vespa crabro (European hornet)
Lineage: Eukaryota; Metazoa; Arthropoda; Insecta; Hymenoptera; Vespidae
Gene: Mrm2
Product: rRNA methyltransferase 2, mitochondrial
Exons: 1
Coding region: 229-975 (248 amino acids)
Biological process (GO): RNA methylation
Cellular component (GO): mitochondrion
Molecular function (GO): rRNA (uridine-2'-O-ribose)-methyltransferase activity
Source: RefSeq, a predicted model, not a curated record
UUUGUUCUAGUUUCAAUAUUAUUUCGCGUGUAUUUAAGCAUGUCGAUACUUCUCAUUUAUGUUUUUUUAUUUUUCAUUUAAUAGAAAGAUUUAAUAUAUAAUAAGUGAUUUGUUUGUUACUUAGCAUCUAUACGUUGUGAGAUAAAAAUGAAUUUUGAUCAAGAUUAUAAGAAGUGUUUGAUCUUGCUUGUUUUAUCUCAAAGAGGUUAGGUUGUUAACAACAGAAAGAUGCGUUUUAUAAAUACUAUUUUUACGAGAUGUAUACAUGUUUAUACUCCAUUGUUACGAGAGAAACCGAACAAUUUGAAAGGCAAAAAACAUAGUUCCCAAUUAUGGUUGAAAAGACAGUUGCGUGAUCCCUAUGUUGAGAUGGCCAAACAAGAAAAUUAUAGAUGUAGAAGUGCUUUUAAAUUGUUAGAAAUAAAUGAGAGCAAAAAGAUUUUCAAUUUUGGAGAUAUCGUAAUAGAUUGCGGUGCUUCUCCAGGCAGUUGGUCUCAGGUUGCUGUCAAAUUAACCAAUGCGGAUGGUAAACAGGAUGGUUCCAUUGGGAAAGUUAUUGCAAUAGAUAGACUUCCAAUUUUCCCAAUAGAAGGUGCGACUGUUUUAGGAAAUAUGGAUUUUACUGCAUUAGAUACACACAGAAAAGUGCACCAAUUAUUAAAUGGAAUUAAAGCAAAUGCUGUUUUAUCCGAUAUGGCUCCUAAUGCUACCGGUGUACGGGAAUUAGAUCAUGAAAAUAUAAUGAAAUUGGCAUAUUGCGCUAUGAAGUUUGCUCUCCAAGUUUUAAACAAAGAUGGACUUCUUCUAGUUAAAAUUUGGGAUGGAUCUAAGUUAAUUCAAUUACAAAAUGAUUUAGCAAAAUUUUAUACAAGCAUCAAGAUAUGUAAACCCAAAGCAACACGUACCGAAUCCAGUGAAACAUUUGUUCUCGCAAGAGGUUUCAAAGGGUUGAAAAUAUCAUUUCCUAAUUCAUAAAAUAACAGACAGGCUAAAGAAAUGAAAGAACACAUUAAUUUUUUUUUUUGGAAUAAUAUCGUCUUAUCUUAUUGCGAUUGUUUCUACGCGCGAUGCAACAAAUGUAUUUAUACAAAUACAUUUGUUUACAGUAAAUUAUUGUAGAAUAUGUAAUAUACAUUGUUAUAUUUAGCCAUAAAUAAUACAAUAAUUGUUCAAUACAAUUACAAUUAAUACGUAUUAUGACAGUGUUCUUUUGUUUGUUCAUUAUUAAUACCAUAUAAUAUAUAUACACAAUUCUUUUAAUAAAGUUAAUAUUUACAUAAAUUGGUAUAUAAUAGAUAAGAAACAUUACACACCACAUUGAAACAUACAUAGAACAAUAAUGUUACCGACCACACUGUCGAGUGUCAUAUUUGUUUUAUCAUACGUGAUAUCACACGUAAAAGAGACAUAGCCAUACUAGUUGAACAUUAUUAAAAGUAAAGUCUAGUAUUAAUUUCCAUUGGUCGUACGUGUCUUUCGUAUAGGAUUAACUGUGUCAUGUGUGUUUCUUUGUAAAAAAAAAAAAAAAAAAAAAAAGAAAAAAAAAAGAAAACAAUGUACCGUGUAUCGUGUAACAUUAAAGAAUAAUAAUACCAGUGUAACAGGACAAGGCAUAGCGACAUCGAAGACUGUCAACUUUAAUGACUAUUCCGAGUCUAAAUUUGUAAAUACUAUUAAGGAAGGACCGUUGAAUAUCUUUCACAUCGAAAACAUUCAGAAGACAUGGAUACGUAAUUUUAACUGUACAAUUUUCGUGUAAAAUCGAUCUCCUUAUAUCAUAAAGUAGUACAAAACGAUGAUAUUACGAGUACGCUGAAUUUGAUGCAACUAUAAACGCUUAUAAGUAGCAUGAUUUUAUCGUUUAUAGCGUGAGGCGAGUAUGCAUUCGUGUGCGUGCGUACAUACAACUGCAGAGCCCAAUUUUGGAUAUAUAAAUACAUUAGGCCGACAGUUUCACGAGUUCGAGUCGUAUGUGUGUUUAUAUUUGUAUGUCCAAUCGUAUGAUAUAUAUAUAUAUAUAUAUAUAUAUAUAUAUAUAUAUAUAUGUAUAUAUGUAUAUAUGCAUAUGAUAAGAAGAAUGAUUUAUUUUUGGUAAAACAUUGUUCACAGUAUUUAUAUACGUAUCAAAUAAUAGGAUAUUCAAGUAUCAUCCAUUCUUUAAUAGGAAUUAAGAUAAUCUUCAUUUAAUAUUAUCUUGAACUGUAAAUAACAAAUGUUUUAUUAUUUAUUAUUAUUAAACAAACAAAAUUAAACAACAACGGUAUAACCUUCGUAAUAAUCAAAUGAUAAUAAACAGGUAUUACGAGUCGAGGACAUUCGAUCGAUCUGUAAGCAAAAAUUUGUAGAUAUGUACAUACAUAUGAAUGCAACGUCACGAAGGUUAAAUAAAUACGAAUUACCCGAA